Molecule: messenger RNA, 1173 nt
Organism: Colletotrichum costaricense
Lineage: Eukaryota; Fungi; Ascomycota; Sordariomycetes; Glomerellales; Glomerellaceae
Exons: 2
Source: RefSeq, a predicted model, not a curated record
UGGUCGGCAGGAGCAGGCUUAGGGAUACAAGACCUAAUUUAUUUCCUCUCAAGACCUUCGAAUUUUGACAAAACCACUACCAUCGAGGUGGGUAAAAGAAGUCGCAUCAACCACCUCGACUCCGAGGCCAGGGCUACCAAGAUGGCCUCGAACUUGCAACCUGAGCCUGAUGAGCAGAUCGAGCUUCUGCGACAUGAAGAUGAUAUAAUCUCCAGCAUCAUGAGUUCCACCAGCCUGAUCAUCUCUUCCUCCCAGCAGCUCGACAAACAACAGACCGCCAUCGCCAGCCUGCUGAACACAGCAAGCAAGGUUUAUUCCAAACUUGACGAGGCUGAAAAGCUCUCAAUCGGAAACACGCAUUCUUCGCUAUUGUUGGCCUUAGCCGGAAUCACGCAGGCCGACGGCCAGCAGGACCAAGAACUCCACCAUGAGUGCUACUUCAAUCGACUCCCCAACGAGCUUAAGGACAAGAUUUGGAAGUUGUGCCUCCCGCCUGGUAGAAUCUACGAGCCGAUCACAUACUACGAUCACCAGGAACACGACCCAAGAAAAAUUCUUUUCUAUCAGCACUGGGCACCUCCGACUUUCAGAGAGGUCAACAGAGAGGCUCGCGAAUACUGCAUGAAGGCUGGCCAAUUCCGCUUCGGCCACUUUGAGGACGCAUUGGGCCACGGCACCAUGAGAUCGAUCUGGUACAACAAUGAUCUGGAUGCCAUCUAUGUCUCUGGUCUUGCACAGUUCUGGUACCUCAACCACCUUCAGGUGAAGAACCUCAUCAUCGGAGACGCCAUCGUCCUUGACCGGGACGAAUACAGAGAAGUGCUCACAAGCGAUUGUUACGGGUGUGAAAACCUUACAAUCGCCUAUCAACCCCGCGGAGCUCCCAUCGAAGAGAACAAGGGACCGACUCGCGAGGCAAUGGAAGCUACUGAGCCAGUCUUCUACCCCGUCAAGGAUGAUGAGCGCGUCUGCGCUGAGAUAGUGGACGUGGAAGAUUGGGGCGAAGGCCUGCUGAAGACCUGGGCCGAACACAGAGAUGAGCUGAAGGAGAUCUUCUACGAGGAUAGAUCCAAGACGAGAGACGUCACUUUCCGUUCUGUGGAGGUUUUCCGGAAGCCUCGCAUCAAGAAGGAAGGUUAUCAUUUCAGACGAUACCACACAAACGGGGCAUAA